Messenger RNA from Aphanomyces astaci, 594 nucleotides. RefSeq lists its product as hypothetical. Gene Ontology annotation, biological process: plasma membrane organization. The record is from RefSeq and is a predicted model, not a curated record. Bases 1 to 594 code for a protein of 197 amino acids. The transcript is spliced from 4 exons. Lineage: Eukaryota; Oomycota; Saprolegniomycetes; Saprolegniales; Verrucalvaceae.
AUGGAGACCCGGACGCGCCCCAUCACAUCGUUCAGGGUGCUCGCGCACAUCGUGGCGUUUGUACGGCAGUGGGCCAACCACUGCGGGCGAUACACGCCGUCGAGUGUCAUCACGCUGGGGUCGCUGCGGCUGUGGCUGGAUAUUUUGACGCCCGUGGAUGCGACGGCGUCGCCGGCCGUGAACAUUUCGCUGCCGCCCAUCGAAAUGUUUGAAGUGCGCGUGGUGAUUUACAAGACAAAGGAAGUCAUGCCCGGCGACGACCUGUCCGAGAUGAGCGACCUGUUUAUCAAGUUGUGGAUGCUGUCCAACAAUGACAAGGCGCAGCACACGGACAUCCACUGGCGCGCUAAAAACGGCAAAGCCUCGUUCAACUGGCGCAUGAAGUUUGACAUUGCCCUGCCCGUGGACCCUCAAAACGAACUGGACAAGGCCAGGAUUGCGCUCAAGUACGGUACUAUCAUCAUCAACUUGAUCAUCAAUGUUGUCAUGGACAACUCGUCGAGUGGCCACAUGCUUGAUAACAAACUGUGGGGUGCAUCCAAGGCAUUCCUGCUUCAGUUUCUUUGCGGUAAGCACAUUGACGCGUUGACAUAA